Molecule: messenger RNA, 1005 nt
Organism: Penicillium cataractarum
Lineage: Eukaryota; Fungi; Ascomycota; Eurotiomycetes; Eurotiales; Aspergillaceae
Exons: 1
Coding region: 1-1005 (334 amino acids)
Source: RefSeq, a predicted model, not a curated record
AUGGUUGCCAGCGAGCUCUCCCAGGCCCCCGAUGGCCUGAUCGGGGGCUACACGGGGGGUAGCCUGCCCGUGCGCAUUCUCAUGAUUGUCUUCUCCUCCAUCGCCCUAUACAAUGCGAUCGAGCUGUUUAUACUCUUGUUUUUGACGUUUCAGCACUACCGUGGACUGUACUUUUGGACACUAUUGCUUUCGGUGGUGUUGGGCGUGAUUCCGCAUACUAUUGGAUAUAUUUUGGAAUUCUUUGCGCUGGCGCCGUUGUGGUUAUGUUUGACCAUGUCUACGAUUGGAUUUUAUGUUAUGGUACCCGGUCAGUCGGUGGUGCUGUAUUCGCGAUUGCAUCUCGUGGUGCAGAGCCACCGGAUCUUGCGGUUUGUGCUGUGGUUGAUUAUCAUUGAUGCUGUGUUGUUAUUGAUUCCGACUACCGUGCUUACCUUUUCGACUGCUUAUGUCGGCACGCUCCCUAUCAUCCGUGGCUACAAUGUCAUGGAACGUCUACAGUUGGCCUGGUUCUGCGCUCAGGAGUUUGUCAUCUCGGGUAUCUAUAUCUCAGAGACGGUCAAGCUACUUCGACUCAUGCCGGACAAGGAUCACAGACGGACGAAGAUCAUGUACGAACUCUUGGCGAUCAACUUUGUGAUUAUCAUGCUGGACGUGGCGCUGUUGGUUGUCGAGUACAUCGGUUACUACUCGUUGCAAACCACCCUGAAACCCAUGGUCUACAGCAUCAAGCUCAAACUGGAGUUCGGUGUCCUUGGCAAACUUGUCUCGCUGGUGCAGACUCAUCGCUCGCAGCCUACUUCCUCGGAACACGAAGAGUAUCCGAAUUUUGUGGACCCGACUCAAUUCACGACGGACGUGACACAUGCGGCCCCGGUGGAAUCGCGGAGAUCACGAGGCAUGGGAGCAUGGAAUAAUAUCUCCAUGGAGAGUUUGCCGUCGUCGGAACAACGAAUUCGUCCAUCGACGAGGUCGAGGCUGUCUAGUGACGGCGAUGAUCCUUCUUGA